UCACACUCUGAGGCAAGGCUUCCUAGCAAGACAGUGUUGUACCAAGGAAAGAAAGCAGAACAACCUCUGUUGAAUUGGGGAUACUCACAAAACCACCAGAGCCAGUAUAUACUCCUACUAUAAAUAAAGGAACAGCUGGAUUGCAGAGAAGUUCUCAGAGGAUUACUGAACAACCCAAAGGCACACAUACUUUGGAUCUGAGCUCAUUUUCUGGUAUCAAAACCCUUGAGCCAACUUCUGAUUCCAGCUAGAGAGACUUAAAAGUAGGGUUGUUUCGUCAGUUGAGGCUCAACACACUACAGAGAAAGUUUCCAGUACCACGAACUGCACCAUGGUGGUGCAGAAUAAUCUGGACCUUGGGGAUACUAGGAAAGGGGUCCUGCUGGAACCAUUCAUCCACCAGGUUGGAGGCCACAUGAGCAUGAUGAAGUAUGAUGACUACACCGUCUGCAAGCCCCUUGUCUCCCAGGAGCAAUGGUUUUAUGAAUCUCUCCCCACAGCAAUGAAACGAUUCACGCCUCAGUACAAAGGUAUUAUUUCUGUACAUCUCAAGAAGGAUGGCAUGGGCAAUCUGAGCCUCAUAGCCUGCCCCCAAACAGACAGACGCAGUUCCUUGGAUAAUGCCUCAAAGGAAUGUUCAAUGACAAUAUGGCAGAAACUCAACCAAGCAAACACCAGUAAUGGUGACCACACAUUUGUCAAGUGGAAUCAUGACCACCUCACAAGCACCAUCAAAGAUAGCUGUCAGGAGGAGGCAAUACUGCAGACUGACCUUCAGUAUCAGAAAGAUGUAUCGUCACUUAUGGAGGAUGCCAAUGGGAACCAGGCAGAAAAGAACAGCUACAACCCCUGGGCACUGCACUGCCACAAACAGCAUCUAAACCGCAUGUCUUCCAAGUAUAAUGAGAACAAACCACAUCAAUUUCUAUUGCUUGAAAAUGUGGUAUCCAAAUAUAAAUGCCCAUGCAUUCUGGACUUAAAAAUGGGAACCAGGCAGCAUGGUGAUGAUGCAUCAGAAGAGAAAAAAGCACGCCACAUAAAGAAAUGUGAACAGAGUACAUCAGCAUCCCUUGGAGUCCGUAUUUGUGGCAUGCAGGUUUACCAGGCAGACACGGACCAGUAUCUCUGCAAAGAUAAAUACUAUGGACGGAAACUCUCACCUGAGGGCUUCAGGCAGGCCAUCUACCAGUUCCUUCACAAUGGGAAUAAUUUUAGAACAGACCUUGUGGAACCUAUUUUGUCUCAGCUGAAGGCUUUGCUAUCGGUCAUUAAAAAACAGAGCACUUACAGGUUCUACUCCAGCUCACUUCUCAUAAACUAUGAGGGACUGGAAAAGGCUAUUUCUCUGGACAAUCACUCACAGGAUCACUGUCAGCAUACUAGCUGUCCCAUUUCACAGGGAAACAGCUAUCCUAAUGUUGAUGUCUAUAUGAUAGACUUUGCUCAUACAACAUACAAAGGCUCACGGUAUAAUCAGACUGUCUAUGAUGGCCCAGAUCAUGGCUACAUUUUUGGUUUAGAAAAUCUAAUAAAAAUUUUUCAGAGUAUCCCUGUUGGAGAAUGACAACCACUGAACUGACAAGAGACUCUAUGACCGUGAAAAGCAGAACAUGUACAUUGGGCCGCUUCCAGCAACAACAUCACCAUGCAGUGCUUUAAAAAUAAUAAAGCAGGCACUGUGCUAGAUAAAAAGCUCAGAUGAUGCUACAUGCUAUUGUGGAAUUGCUAGAAUCCAUCGUGACUGUGAUCUGUCGGAAUACUAUUUUCCUCUCUUGUUUUAAUGUUGGACAUUCAUAUGAUCUGUGGGAUAGAAGAAAAUGUUACUUGAAAGGAAUUUUAACAGUUGUUGAGCACAAUUCAGACUUGCAAGGCCAACCAAGGCCAACCAAAUACUGAUGAAAAAUAACUAUGUAGACAGGUCGGUGGGUUCUUAAAAAUCUGCAAGUUUACAUUUUCACUCACUCAAGUUUGAUGGGCCAAAGACUUCCAAAUGCAUAGUUGGAUCACAAUUGCCUCUUAACAUAUUCAGAUGUCAAACACUGGUACUUUAAAAACUAACUGUAUAUUAAUUCCUUGAUUUUUUGUGUUCCACACCAGUCCAUGUGGCAAUGUAUGUUCCAAGGAAUGUAUAUGUCAACCAAAAGGUGGGGACAGAAACCCAAACCAGCAGCAGCCAGGUUCCAUGGCACCUCCUAGAAUAAAGAAGACCUUUGAUGUAAAGAUCUAGAAAAGGACUUGUUACAAAGAGGGUGCAAAAUCUGAAAUAGCAAUCAUGAAGGGACUUACACCAUGACAUUUUAUGUUGGAGAAACUUUGUCUGAGGAAUUAAACAGAGGUUAAAGGCAUGGGUGCACAGAUCAUCAGGAUAAGGGCCCAAGUGUCAUCUAGACAAUUCAUUUCAUUUCUGUGCAUGGAUAUUUGUGUGUGAGUGGAGAAAUAUUACAAAUACUUGACAAAAUGUUUACAGGAUUUGUGGACAGCUGUAAAUAUGGAGCUACCAAAUAGAAUAAGUUCCUUCAUAUGUUGCACUGGAAAGCUAUUAGAAUGUUUUUAGAUACUGCAUAGACUAGAGAUAUAAAGCCCAACAACAAAAUGGGAACGUCAAACUGUAAAUAAAUUGUACAGGCUUUGUAACA
Molecule: messenger RNA, 2636 nt
Organism: Sceloporus undulatus (fence lizard)
Lineage: Eukaryota; Metazoa; Chordata; Lepidosauria; Squamata; Phrynosomatidae
Gene: IP6K3
Product: inositol hexakisphosphate kinase 3
Exons: 6
Coding region: 332-1564 (410 amino acids)
Biological process (GO): inositol phosphate biosynthetic process; phosphatidylinositol phosphate biosynthetic process
Cellular component (GO): nucleus; cytoplasm
Molecular function (GO): inositol hexakisphosphate kinase activity
Source: RefSeq, a predicted model, not a curated record